ACGCGAUGCUCAGCACCAGAGCCUCAGCAAAAUGCUGGAUGGACACCCCCGGAGACGAGGGCUACUCUUCUCCUGCUGCGCGAUCCUAGUUCUGCUCUCCUGCGCCCCGGACCUUUCCGCCGCCUACUUCGGGUUGACGGGCAAUGAGCCCCUGACCAUCCUCCCUCUCACCACAGAGAUGGAGGAAGCCGCCAUCAAAGCCCACUACAACGUGUGCGACCGUCUGAAGCUGGAAAAGAAGCAACGCCGGAUGUGCCGCAGAGACCCCGGCGUGGCUGAGACCCUCAUGGAAGCCAUUAGCAUGAGUGCGCUGGAAUGCCAGUAUCAAUUCCGCUUCGAGAGGUGGAAUUGCACCCUGGAGGGGCGCUACAGGGCCAGCCUGCUGAAGAGAGGGUUUAAGGAAACUGCCGUCCUUUACGCCAUCUCUUCGGCGGGGCUGACCCACGCCAUGGCCAAAGCCUGCAGCGCUGGACGUAUGGAGCGCUGCACUUGCGACGAGGCCCCUGACCUGGAGAACCGUGAAGCAUGGCAGUGGGGCGGAUGUGGGGACAAUCUCAAAUACAGCAACAAGUUUGUCAAAGAGUUCCUUGGGAAGAAGUCCAACAAGGAUCUGAGAGCUCAGGUGGACUUCCACAACAAUUUGGUCGGGAUGAAGGUCAUCAAAGCUGGAGUGGAGACCACUUGUAAAUGCCACGGGGUGUCCGGCUCAUGCACCGUCCGGACGUGUUGGCGCCAACUCUCUCCGUUCCAUGAGAUCGGCAAGCAGCUCAAGCAGAAAUACGAGGUAGCCCUCAAGGUGGUGAGCACCACCAACGAGGCCACGGGAGAAGGAGACAUCUCGCCGCCGAAAAAAUCAGUCCUGGGUCACGGCGACCAAAUCCCCAGGACUACAGAUCUGGUUUAUCUUGACGACUCUCCAAGCUUUUGCUUGACCAGUCGGUUCUCCUCCGGGACAUCUGGACGGAAGUGUUACAAAGACAAGAACUGCGACAGCAUCUGCUGCGGACGGGGGCACAACAUCCAAAGCCGCGUGGUCACUCGCCCAUGCCAAUGUCAAGUCCGCUGGUGCUGUUACGUGGAGUGUAAGCAGUGUACUCAAAGGGAGGAGGUUUACACCUGCAAGGACUGAAGGACGGUUGUCCGGUGAGCCCCGAUUUCAGAGACAGGACCCCCUUGCCCCCUUCUUGGAGACAAAGACAGGGGACAUCCAGUGAGAUGGCUGAGUGCUACACCCUGAUAUGAUGGAAGCACUUUGAGGGGUUCCAUGUCUUGCUGAUCCUGCCAAGAGAUUGUGGACGCCCACACCACUGGGAAGACCCCUUGCGAUGACCAAGAUGUGGCUUGGAGACAGAAUUCUUUCUCUUCUUGACGAGGGCUGAAUUGUCCACCUUGGUCCUUCCGUGUCCCCCUCCUGCAAAUUCUCUUGGACCUGGAUGGUCCCACUUCAUUCUGGAGGAACCCUACCCUCCUGAAGGCCUUCAACUGCAGAAAAUGUGCUAGGGAGAAGUGGGCCCUAGAAGGAUUUUUUAAAAAGUAAUUUAUGGAGCUUCUGGGCUCCACGUUCCCAUUAGCCAUCGAGGUCAUUGCAGAAGGACUGUUCCUCAACCCUCCUUCUAACGCUUUGUUGUAGCAGAUGGUGAAGAUCUUGGUUUUUGUUUGUUUUUUAAUUUUACUCCUAUUUCCUCCUUGUGCACCCUCAACCUCUGUUUUUUUGCUCUCUUUUGCAAUCUACUUGGUGAAUUUGGAAAACCACUAGAGACAAAACGAGCCUGCGCUCUUUUCAACCAGCUUUUUGACUCCUUUUGUGAUUUAAUUAGGAACAUGGGUUUCUUCUUCUUUCUUUUUGCCCCAAUUUCUCUUCUUAUGACUUCAGUUGGCACCUGAAAGCUGCUUUGAAACCAGCGUGACGCCCUGGCUGUGAAUGCAAUUUGGCACUUCGCCUUUGGGAAAAUGGAGAAAGCGCCUCGCCUUUGAGACGGUGAUGCGGCUUUGAUUUGAUUUUCCCACGUCUGGAUCACGGCGUCCAAGAAUGCGUGUCUCUUGAGGAUCACGUUUCACCCGCCUUUAUCCGUGCCAAUGAUAUUCUCUGGGGCCAAUGAAAAGCCUGUUGCUUUUUUUUUUUUUUAAAGGGGGCAAAAAUUACUUAAACCACUAGAAAGCUGCACGUUAGACGUAAAAAGAGAGCAGCCGAUGCAUAUAUAUAUAGGUCUUUGGUUGUUCGGGUUUUCUCCUGCGUAAAAUUGGAAGUGUCUUGACGAUGUUUCGACUAAGUCCCAUUCG
Molecule: messenger RNA, 2280 nt
Organism: Crotalus tigris (Tiger rattlesnake)
Lineage: Eukaryota; Metazoa; Chordata; Lepidosauria; Squamata; Viperidae
Gene: WNT9A
Product: Wnt family member 9A
Exons: 4
Coding region: 32-1129 (365 amino acids)
Biological process (GO): multicellular organism development; neuron differentiation; cell fate commitment
Cellular component (GO): extracellular region
Molecular function (GO): frizzled binding; cytokine activity
Source: RefSeq, a predicted model, not a curated record